Puma concolor (puma) is the source of this 2016-nucleotide messenger RNA. The record is from RefSeq and is a predicted model, not a curated record. NCBI's taxonomy places the organism in Eukaryota, Metazoa, Chordata, Mammalia, Carnivora, Felidae.
AUGAACCAGCCGGCCCCCAGGCACCCCCCUCCACCCCGCCGUGUGCGACUCAAGCCCUGGCUGGUGGCCCAGGUGAACAGCUGCCAGUACCCAGGGCUUCAGUGGGUCAAUGGGGAGAGGAAAUUCUUCUACAUCCCCUGGCGCCAUGCCACACGGCACGGCCCCAGCCAGGACGGAGAUAAUACCAUCUUCAAGGCCUGGGCCAAGGAGACAGGAAAGUACACCGAAGGGGUGGACGAGGCAGACCCGGCCAAGUGGAAGGCCAACCUGCGCUGUGCCCUUAACAAGAGCCGUGACUUCCGCCUCAUCUAUGAUGGACCCCGGGACAUGCCACCUCAGCCCUACAAGAUCUACGAGGUCUGCUCUAAUGGCCACGCUCCUGCAGAGUCACAGCCCAGUGAGGAUUACGCUUUUGGUGCAGGAGAGGAGGAGGAGGAGGAAGAGGAAGAGCUCCAGAGGAUGUUACCAAGCCUGAGCCUCACAGAAGCAGUGCAACCUGGCCCCCCCAUGGCACCCUAUUCCUUACCCAAAGAGGAUGUCAAGUGGCCACCCACUCUCCAGCCACCUGUGGUGCUGGGCCCUCCUGCACCAGACCCCACCAGCCUCCUGGGCCCCACCCCUGGCAACCCUGCUGGCUUUGGGGAGCUUCUCCCUGCGGUCCUGCCGAGCCUGCAGCCUGGGUCCCUGGCUGCCAGCCUGCCCCCCACAGGCGAACAACUCCUGCCCGACCUGCUGAUCAGCCCCCACAUGCUGCCUUUGACUGACUUGGAGAUCAAGUUCCAGUACCGGGGGCGGCCACCCCGUGCCCUCACCAUCAGCAACCCACAGGGCUGCCGGCUCUUCUACAGCCAGCUGGAGGCCACCCAAGAGCAGGUAGAGCUCUUUGGCCCCGUGAGCCUGGAGCAAGUGCGCUUCCCCAGCCCUGAGGACAUCCCCAGCGACAAGCAACGCUUCUACACAAACCAGUUGCUGGAUGUCCUGGACCGCGGGCUUAUACUCCAGCUGCAAGGCCAAGAUCUGUAUGCCAUCCGCCUGUGCCAGUGCAAGGUGUUCUGGAGCGGGCCCUGUGCCUCAGCCCACGGCUCACAGCCCAACCCCAUCCAGCGGGAGGUCAAAACCAAGCUCUUCAGCCUGGAGCAUUUUCUCAAUGAGCUCAUCCUGUUCCAGAAGGGCCAGACCAACACCCCGCCACCAUUUGAGAUCUUCUUCUGCUUUGGGGAGGAGUGGCCUGACCUCAAACCCCGAGAGAAGAAGCUCAUCACUGUACAGGUGGUGCCUGUAGCAGCUCGGCUGUUGCUGGAGAUGUUCUCAGGGGAGCUUUCUUGGUCAGCUGAUAGUAUCCGGCUACAGAUCUCAAACCCAGACCUCAAAGACCACAUGGUGGAACAAUUCAAGGAGCUCCAUCACAUCUGGCAGUCCCAGCAGCGGUUGCAGCCUGUGGCCCAGGCCCCUCCUGUGGCAGGUCUUGGUGCUGGCCAGGGGGCCUGGCCCAUGCACCCAGUUGGCAUGCAACAAUGAGACUGCGGAUGGUGACUGGCACGGGCUUCCCAGGUGUCUGUGUGGAUUCAUGUGGAGGUGCAAUGGCCCCAGUUGGCACCUGAUUGGCUCGCAGGUCCUCUCUCUGGGUCUUCUGGAAGUGGAUUUGUGCUAAGGAGAGGGAAGAGAGCUCUGUGUUCCAGGCUCUCCUCGCAGCAUCUGAGGGAAGCUAGAAGCCACUUUUGCUUUCAGGGCUGUCUUCCUGGAUGUGCCUCGCCUCUGCUCACUCUGGAGGAACUCAGCCAUCAGCCCCGGUGAGCAGAGAACUCCCCCAACCCUAGGGGCCUAGCUGAGAGGGAUCUGUCCCAGAGUGGCCCACCCUUGUGGUUGCCCCCCAAUUCCUCAGGCAAAGACAGUCAAGUGCCGUGGGCCAUGCUCUCUCAACAGGGCAUGGGCCUGAUCUGAUUUGGGGGUUCCCUAGUUUGAGCCUCACACCCUCAUAUCUGAGACAGAUAUGCACAUAGGUAUUAUACCAGAUGC